UGUCUAAUUUAAGGAUAGAAAAUAGUAUUUUGAUUUAAUAUUUUUUUUAAUGAGAAAUUAGCAAUUUGAAAUGAGACGUGUAGCAAGCUGCAAAUGUAUCGAAAACAACUCUUCACGUUGCUGCGUGGGCAAGCAAAUAAAAACCACGUCUGGGCUGGCUGUCUCUGGUGCGGAGGAGCCAGGAGGAGGAGAGCGUCGAGGGCUUCAGGUUGAAUCAACAACAACAUUGCCAAUUCUCGCGCGAUUGAAUUUUGGUCACUAUUAGUUUGACCGCAAAAUAAUUACUACAAUUAACACAAAAAUCACCGAACUCCCAUGAAUUCAGUUCUCUGAGACUCAUGGCAACGACGUCGUUCUUGACGCCGACGCAGAGGUACGCCGCCGGAGCUCUGUUUGCGUUCGCUCUUCACCAGGCUCAGAUCCACCAGACCCAUCCCCUGCGAUUGUCCUCUGGAGAAGAAGAAUCAACCGAGGAGCGGACCAGUAGUGUCAGCAGCGCCGACUCCGUCUCCGACGGCCCGGAGCUUUGGGUCCAUGAAAACUCGGGUCUCCUCCCACCCGUUUUCAGGUUUCUGGAGAUUGAUUCUGCAGCCUGGUCCGGACUUCAGGAAAGCGCUGCUACUUCUCCUGCUAGCCAUCAUGUUGGAGCAUUCUUGAGGUUGCUUGCUGAAGAAGGUGAUGAUGGUGAUAAAGAUGGUUCACAAAGUGCAGAUCAAGAACUUGCUUUGUCCAGAACUGUUGAUGCUAUGGCACUUAGCAUGGAAAAGACUUCAGAGUCUUCCCAAUCUAAGAAGGAAAAGCAUCGUGAAUAUGAAAAUGAAUGCCGUGAGAAAUUCUCCACAGCUGAGGUGAAAAAAAACAUUGAAGCAGCGGAUGAGCAUUUGGAAAGUCCGCAGGAGGAAAGGUCCAAGGUGAAACAAAAAAUUGAAGAAGAGGAUGUGCAGUUGGAAAAUCUGAUGCAGAAAUGCUCCACAGCUGAUGUGACACAAAACAGUGAAGGAGUGGGUGCACUUUUGGAAAAUCAGCAAGACACUGGUGGUAAUCUGGUUAGUGCCAAAGACGCACUUGCGGCUAGCAGUGAGAUUCGUGAGAAAACUAUUGGAGAGUUGACGAUGCUCAGUUAUCAGAGGAAAGUUAUGGUUCUCUACGAGCUUCUUUCAGCUUGUCUGGCUGAUAAACGGGAAGACAACAAGAAAUGUACCCGUCGAAGAAAGGGUUAUGAUGCUCGGCAUCGUGUAGCUCUGCGAUUGCUUGCAACUUGGCUUGAUGUCAAGUGGAUGAAAAUGGAAGCCAUUGAGACAAUGGUUGCUUGCUCUGCAAUGGCAUUAGUGAAAAAGGAAGAAGAAAAAGAAGAAACCCAGUCACCAAAAAACAAAUGGGCUAAAUGGAAGCGUGGUGGUAUCAUUGGCGCAGCUGCAAUAACCGGAGGAACGUUGCUGACAAUAACUGGUGGAUUAGCAGCCCCAGCAAUUGCUGCAGGACUUGGUGCUCUAGCUCCAACAUUGGGCACUCUCAUCCCAAUAAUCGGAGCAAGUGGGUUUGCUGCAGCUGCAAGUGCUGCCGGAACUGUUGCUGGUUCUGUUGUUGUUGCUGCAUCAUUUGGAGCUGCUGGAGCUGGACUCACAGGGAGCAAAAUGGCUAGAAGAACUGGAAGUGUCGAUGAAUUUGAGUUCAGCGCUAUAGGAGAAAAUCAUAACCAGGGCAGGCUAGCAGUUGAGAUCUUGGUUUCAGGAUUUGUUUUUGAUAAGGAAGAUUUUGUAAGGCCUUGGGAGGGACAGGAUGACAAUUUGGAAAGGUAUGCACUGGUCUGGGAGUCGAAGAAUCUAAUUGCAGUCAGCACUGCAAUUCAGGAUUGGCUUACUUCAAGAAUUGCAAUGGGGUUGAUGAAGCAAGGUGCAAUGAUGACUGUGUUAGGCACUCUUGUUACUGCACUGGCUUGGCCUGCAACAUUACUUGCAGCUGCUGAUUUUAUAGAUAGCAAAUGGGCAAUUGCUGUGGACAGGUCAGACAAAGCAGGAAGGCUGCUUGCUGAGGUGUUAUUAAAAGGAAUUCAUGGGAACAGGCCUGUAACACUGGUGGGUUUCUCACUUGGAGCACGAGUAAUUUUCAAGUGUCUGCAGUGUUUGGCAGAAACUGAAAAGAAUGCUGAACUUGUAGAAAGAGUUGUUCUUCUUGGAGCACCCAUCUCGAUCGCAGAUGAGAAAUGGGAAGCUGCUAGAAAGAUGGUGGCUGGAAGAUUUGUCAAUGCCUAUUCCACAAAUGAUUGGAUGCUUGGGAUUGCCUUCCGUGCCAGUCUACUUUCUCGAGGAUUAGCCGGGAUUCAACCAAUAAAAGUUGAAGGGAUUGAGAAUGUUGAUGUAACAGAUGUGAUUGAUGCCCACUCUUCCUAUCUUUGGGGCGCACAGCAGAUCUUGGAUCUGCUUGAACUGGAGGCGUAUUAUCCUGUUUUCCGGAGCACUAUUUGCAUACAAUGAAACUGAAACUUUACUACCACCACUCUUCCUGUUCCUGGUUUGCGUGGGGGAAGAAGAAGAACACCAGGUGGAUCCAGCUUCUUGUUUCCGUACUUGGUCACUCCAUCCAUGUCUCUCUUCCACAUCUUACUGUAAGAGAACAAAAAUGCGUCUCAAAUGCCUGAAUAAAAUGUGUACAUAUUAUGAGAUAUCUUGCUCUUUUGGUAAUGUCCUUGUGUUGUGCCCUUUGCCUGUAUACUAUUUGAGAAGGCUGGAUAUCUUCAUUUAACCUCAUUUAAAACAAAAAGUUUCUGGGCA
Molecule: messenger RNA, 2771 nt
Organism: Prunus dulcis (almond)
Lineage: Eukaryota; Viridiplantae; Streptophyta; Magnoliopsida; Rosales; Rosaceae
Product: transmembrane and coiled-coil domain-containing protein 4-like
Exons: 15
Coding region: 339-2474 (711 amino acids)
Source: RefSeq, a predicted model, not a curated record